This is a messenger RNA of Nicrophorus vespilloides, 1238 nucleotides long. RefSeq lists its product as uncharacterized. The transcript has 6 exons. Bases 1 to 1164 code for a protein of 387 amino acids. The record is from RefSeq and is a predicted model, not a curated record. NCBI's taxonomy places the organism in Eukaryota, Metazoa, Arthropoda, Insecta, Coleoptera, Silphidae.
AUGCAAAUAGCAUGCAAUAUACCUACGGAUUCCGAGGCGAGAACCUUGCUCUUGGCACUCGAGAAUCCUCUCCUCGCGCGCGCUUCCCAAAGAAGAGCAAGAAGUAGACGAAGACACGAAGAGGAGGAGGAGAUUAUGUCGCGGGUUUUGCUUCUCGUGGCGAUUUCCGCUUUUGCGGUUGCCGUUUCCGGUUUCGGAAGCAGCGAGGAUAAGUUUGUGAAGAAGUAUGCUAUGAUGAAGAUUUACGAAAGCUGCUUCGGAGCUGAUGUUGUUAAGCAGAUCAGGAAGGAAAUGAAAGCUGCUUGCGCGAAAUGCGCCUCCUACGAAGCUCCACCACCACCGAGGACCACGACUCCUCCACCUUUUGAAGCUGAGAAAGACGUGAUCACCGAUCCUGAAAACACAGUCUACGCCAACCAACAAACCUUCGAUCCUGCGAAGCUGCAUCAAGCAAUUUUAUCUUUCAGACCCAAUCCUUUCACGGUGCCGCAGGUCAGACCGUAUCCUCACAACUUCUACGGUGGAUAUCAAGGAAAUCCGCAAUUUGCUGCACCACAAAUGUACUAUCAGCAACCAUCGCCAUUCUCAAAUCCCUUCGCUUAUCCCCUUUUCGCCCAACAAUACUUAGGUGGAAAUCGCGUUUCUCGCGAUAUGGAUUUGAGGAGUCAAUUGGAGGCGAUUACAUCACGCAUGAGCGGUCGCGUCAGGAACGUCACUUGCGUGAUGCAGGAAUUGGGUUACCUGGAUGAGAGCUUCGAGCCCAACUUCGAGAAGAUCAGUGAAAGAAUCGGAAAUUUACCAGUUGGAGUCGAGCUCAAGGAAGAUAUCCAGGAAGGAGUUUCAUUCUGCAAACAAUUCUCGCAAUGCGUUCCUGAGGUGAAGAAAGGAUCUCCGUUGUCGCGUGAACUCAUGCGACCUCUGCUGUUCUUCAAGUGCUACAAGCACAAGAAGUUGGAAGCUUGCAUCAUGAAGGACGUGAGGGAGAAGUUUUCUGGAGAUGCGGACGUCGACGAGGAUGAUGAUGUGGACAACGUCGAGUUCAGGAGGACAGGGAAAGCAGCCAAAGUACAAGGAAGCAACGCGGAAAUCGAUUAUUUGGCCAGCUCCAUGUAUGAUUUCCUUUACGGCAGCGAAAACAAUUUAGACUUAGACAACUUAUUUUAAGAUAUCACUGACCAUUCUUUAUUUAUUUCCUUAAAUUAUUAAAAAAAAAAAACAAACAUACACUUUGAAUUUUG